Molecule: messenger RNA, 2350 nt
Organism: Gaeumannomyces tritici R3-111a-1
Lineage: Eukaryota; Fungi; Ascomycota; Sordariomycetes; Magnaporthales; Magnaporthaceae
Exons: 2
Coding region: 441-2246 (601 amino acids)
Biological process (GO): carbohydrate metabolic process; N-glycan processing
Cellular component (GO): Golgi membrane; endoplasmic reticulum
Molecular function (GO): mannosyl-oligosaccharide 1,2-alpha-mannosidase activity; calcium ion binding
Source: RefSeq, a predicted model, not a curated record
ACCAAAAACAAGGCAAUUUUAGCGAUCCUGCAUUCCCCGCACCAACACGGAACGAGUGCCUCCUCGAGGCGCGCUGGCACAUUCAGGGAGCGCGACUCGUCCACCGCCGUGCCAUCAGGGCUGCUGCCAGCGCGAGAGCUGAACUUUAACCGUUGCAUCCAGCUGCCCGAUCUGAUGUCUGCCUCCCUUUUUCCACAUGAGCCCUUUUUUUUUUCCCUUUCUAUUUUAGCGUGUCUGUCGUUGAGUCUCGUGCGCCCUGCUGCUACUUGGGGCAGGCGGGGAAGCUCCAGCAAGCCAAAACCUGUCCCGUGAUCACCAUCGGCUUGUCGACGUAGGCUGGUCCCUCCCGUCCAUCCCAUAUUGUUUUUUUUUCUCGGCUGCAGCCGACAGCCGCAUACGCUUGCCUUCCCGUGACACGUCUGCCGAAACGCAGCCGCAUCAUGUCCGGAUACGGCCUCAGGCCUCGGCGCAGGACCGUCCUUGUGGCCCUGCUGGUGGCGGCCGCCAUGGUCUACACGCUGCUGGCCUGGAGGCCGCCGCCGUCCGACGACUUCCUCAGGCUGCAGCGGUUCAUGAACCCGCCGGGCUCGCGGGACGCGGUGCGCGCCGUCAAGAGCAGCUUUGACUGGUCCGCCGUCAAGCACGAGUUCCCGCCGGCAGACGGCGCCGCGCCGUCGGCCGACGCCGCCGGCAAGAGCGCGCAGGGCAGCAAAAGGCACCGCAUCCAGCAUCAUUUCGGGCGCGAGACGGCCCGGGCGGCGCUCGAGCGCGCGUCCAGGCGCGACGCCGUGCGCGCCGAGUUCGUCCGCUGCUGGCGCGCCUACCGCGAGCACGCGUGGAUGAAGGAUGCGCUGCUGCCCAUCGCGGGCGGCUACAAGGACCAGUUCUCGGGCUGGGCCGCCACGCUCGUCGACUCGCUCGACACGCUGUGGAUCAUGGGCCUGCGGGCCGAGUUUGACGAGGCCGUCGAGGCCGUGGCGGGCAUCGACUUUGGCACGUCGGCUGGGGACAGGGUCAACACGUUCGAGACUAAUAUUCGUUACCUGGGCGGCCUAAUGGGCGCAUACGACCUCAGCGGCCGCGAGGCGCUGCUAACCAAGGCCGUCGAGCUCGGCGACUUUUUGUACGGCGCCUUUAAUACCGAAAAUCGUAUGCCCGUCGACUUUAUCGACCUGCCGCGCGCCAAAACGGGCGAGCGCCUUUUUGUCGAGGACAGCGUCGUGUCGGCGUCGCCCGGCACGCUAGCGCUGGAAAUGACGCGCUUGUCGCAGCUCACGGGUCACGCCAAAUACAAGGACGCGGCGAUGCGCGUCAUGCGCGUCUUCCACGCCGGCCAGAACCGCACCCGCAUCCCCGGCCUGUGGCCCAUCAUGGUGUCGAUGAAGACGCAGGACGUGACGGGCGGCGACGCCUUCACGCUCGGCGGCAGCGCCGACUCGCUGUACGAGUACCUCGUCAAGAUGGCCGUGCUGGCCGACGGGCGCGACGCCAUGUUCAACGAGCUGUCGACCCGCUUCAUGCGCGCGGCCGAGGACCACCUCUUCUUCCGCCCCAUGCUGCCCGACGGCGCCGACGUGCUCAUCUCGGGCAACGCAAACUACGACGGGGCGGCCGGCCGCGCCGUCCUGGACCCGGAGACGGAGCACCUCGCCUGUUUUGUCGGUGGCGUCUUCGCGCUCGCGGGCCGCCUGUACGACACCCCCGCCGACGUGGCCACGGGCGCGCGCCUGACCCGCGGCUGCGUGCACGCGUACCGGUCCAUGGCCAGCGGCAUGGGCCCGGAGCGGUGGAACCUGGCGCCUUGCCGGGGCGACCACUCGGUCCGGGCCGCUGACUGCCCCUGGGACGAGGCGCACUGGGAGGCCGAGAAGGCCAAGCGGCCCGAGUGGCGGCCGAACCUGCCCAAGGGGUACACGACGGCCAAGGACCCGCGCUACAUCCUGCGGCCCGAGGCCAUCGAGAGCGUCUUUGUGCUGUGGCGCGUCACGGGCGACGAGUGGUAUCGCGACGCCGCUUGGGACAUGUUUAGGGCCGUCAGCAAGGGGACGCGCACGCCCAUCGCAAACGCUGCGAACCUUGACGUCACGCUGGGCGGGGUGCCGGUGCAGGAGGACUACAUGGAGAGCUUCUGGCUUGCCGAGACGCUCAAGUACUUCUACCUCACCUUCUCGUCCCCAGACCUGGUGAGCCUGGACGACUUUGUCCUCAACACCGAGGCCCAUCCUUUCCGGCGCAGCUCGGGCUAGUGAGGGCUGGUCCGACGGCCGGGCGGGAUUUUCGUGUAAAUAGUUUCUUAUUUAGGUAGAGCACACAAUCGCAUAUGAUCUGUAAAUCCCGCUGUCGCUCCCGA